AUGGCUGACGAAGACCGACGCAACGACGACGAUGAUCCAUACUUACCUACGGUCAUGAAUCGUGGACCAUCACUGAAAAACUUCGAACCCGGGUACGACCUGCUGAAAUGGGCUUUCUUAGACGAGUCGCUGGCCUUACGCGUCUCGACAUGACUGUGGCACAGGAUCGGGAACGUUGGAAGCACUGUCUUACACGGCUGCUUCCGCGACCCGAAUGGAGAAGCGGCGAUGGAAGAUGAAGGAAGAUGUAACAUUAGUUUGAAGAUCGCUAUUCUUCCGCUCAAGGGCAUCCAUCCGGUGAUUCCGUCAUGA
This is a messenger RNA of Soboliphyme baturini, 312 nucleotides long. NCBI's taxonomy places the organism in Eukaryota, Metazoa, Nematoda, Enoplea, Dioctophymatida, Soboliphymatidae. The record is from the annotation of a GenBank genome assembly.